CGGUCUCCUGUGCAAUAGGCCCAUAAGCACCAAUAGUCUCCCAAGAUCCAGCUUUAUCUUGCUCAGUGUUGAUAGGAUUGACCCUACGCAUGUUAGGGAUAGAAAUGCCCUCAUCAUAGUAGAAUCCUUAUAACCCCUAGAAAAGUUGUCCACUGCACUGGGCAAAGCAUACUUUUCUGAGGUUCAACCUGAGCCCCAAGCUCUUCAUGUGGGCGAGAACAACAUCUCAAUGUUGAACCGCCAGUUCCCUGGAUCAUGCUAGAAUUAACCAGUCGUCCAGGUAGUUUAGUACAUGGAUGACGUGGAGUGACAAUGGAGACAGAGUGACAUCCAUGCACUUUGUGAAGGUGCGAGGGCAAAAAGCUAGCGAUAUUUCUAUGUGGAAAUAUGCACCUUUUAUUUCUAUUGUCAGAAACCAGUCCUCAAACUGAAUCUGUGGAAAGAUAAGUUUGGGCGUCGGCAUCUUGAACCUGUAUGUCCGAAGAGUACAGUUCAGAUGACGCAGAUCUAAAAUUGGCCGAAUAAUCCUCUAUUUUUUGCGGACCAGGAAAUAACAGCUGUAAAAACUUCCCUCCCUCGAGGAACGGGGUACAUGCUCUAUGGCCCCUUUGUCCAAGAGGGAUCUUACUUCCUGCGCUAUCGUUGGGUUCUGGUCUGUGAUGACUACUGUGGUGAGCACACCUCUGAUCUGGGUGGGUCGAGCUCUAAGCUGGACCCGGUAACCCUUUUCUACGGUAGACAGAACCCAUGGAGGCACAUUUGGCAGUAGUUUCCACGCUGCCAGACGGUCUUUUAGUGACGUUAACUAUUCCACAUUCUGUUGGAGGGAAUGCGUCAGAUUUUUGUUGCCCUGUGACAGCUCGCUGACCAGAGAACACUGAAAACUUGGGACAGCCUUGGCUAGGGGAGGCCCUACAGUAGCAUUGGGGGCUAACUGCCCUAACAACCUCAUGUCCCCUGAUACGUCCCUCCACGGCCUCUCAGGACCACUCUUCUUUUCCUGCUUGGCCUUUAUGAUAAUUUUCAGAUCAGGCCUAGUAGCAGGCCGCGACUGUGGCUGCCCAGUUUCCCUGGCUGUCUGCGGGGGUUGGAGGGCUGCCAUACUCGCCUUCUGUGUCUCCCACUCAUGGAUUUCCGGGUGACCUCGACACAACGGGGAAGGAACUGGCUGAAUGCCGCCAUAUGUUGAGCUCACUCAGCAGGUCUGCUUGGUAGGCCUGCAACAAUGUCAUUGUCUGCAGUGACCCACAAGCAAGACUACUACUACAUAGGCCUUGCCCACCAAUGCCACGGUGGCCUUACACGGUGGCUUGCAUAGCAAAGCCGGCCCCUCUAAUUACCUGCCAUCGAUGGAGAGAGGUAGCUCGCAAGCACCUCCUCCACCUUCAGCAUAGCUAAAUAGCCAUGCCAUUCAUUCCCCACAAUGGCCGAAUAAUCCAACAUCGUGGGGUUAUAAAUACGGCUUAUGCAUGGUUUUCUCCCAGAAGCCUGAUAUUUUGUCAUGCACUUCUGGAAGAAAGGGGAGUUUUCUGCAGUGUGAGGGAUUUACUUUCACUGGGGAGAAAAAGGCUCAUCCAGCCUUAGUAAUCACUUCAAGCAGCUCUUUAUAUACUGGUCUCAGUUUUUAGCACAUCCUUCUGGCUCCUCGGAGUCAGAGAGGAAUUAAUACUAUUUUUUUUUUGUGUGUGUGUGUGUCCAGACCCCCUAUCAAGAGAUAGAGCAGCGCUCGUCUCCGGCUCCUCUUAUCGAUCCAUAAAAGAUCCUCCGGACCUGAAACGGCUAUCUGCUUCGGCAGCGGCCGGCCCAGAUCCGCGAGGCUCUAAAACCCAGCUUGCUUAUUUAUGGUAGGCCUAUAAAUAGGCAGGACUUUACACAAGCUUCAGAUGCCCGUUGCGUGCGAGAGGCGCUCCCAUAGUGUUAUGCUAAAGACAACGUUGAUGUUCCCUUUGAAAGGGAACUCCCUUCUUUAACGUCACACUGAAACCGUCUCAGCAGCAAUCCACGGAGGAGACGAAGAGGACCGCCUUUUGUAUUCAAUGCAUUAGUUCUCUUGCUGCCAGGCAGGACUCCUUGCAUGGCCAAUCACAUCAAAGGAAGACCAGCUUACGCAGUGACAAACUGCUCCAAGUGGAUAAUUAUUCAGGGCUGCAGCCCCUAAUGCCCCGGCCAGAUUACCCCCGGGUGUGGCACCAUGUUCAUGCAGCUGAAGCGCGCGCUCCGGGAAAGAAGCGCGAUUUCCCGGGGAUCCAUCCCGCCGUGGAGCGCGUGUGGAAGGGCAGUGUUUUGCAGGUUUCUAUGGCGUGUGUUGAUGUUUUUGACCAUCCUGUUUGUGGCGUUGCAGUUACUGAGUGCGUUUCAUCAGUUUUGGAACAACAAACAAACAUCGAGCUUUUUGACCAGCGACAGAAAUGCCAUGUGUCAACCCAAGAACCAUGUUUUCUUCCUGAAAACGCACAAGACGGCCAGCAGCACCAUCCUCAACAUCCUGUAUCGCUAUGGCGAUACCCACAACUUGACCUUCGCGCUGCCAGAGAACAUCUACCAGUUCUCCUACCCACACUUCUUCAUGUCGCACUUUGUCAAGGGCAUGAAGUCUCGCCGUGUGACAGAGUUCCACAUUAUGUGCAACCACAUGCGCUUCCAAGGGCUUGAGGUGAGAAAGGUCAUGCCCUUGGACACGUUUUAUUUCUCCAUCCUGCGCAAUCCGGUGUCCAUGAUGGAGUCUCUCUUCACGUACUACAAAUCACUCCCCGUGUUCAGCAACUUCAAGACCCUCGAGGACUUUCUGCUCGAUGAAGGCCGUUCUUACAGCGAUACUAUGCCUGGUAACAAUUACGCUCGUAAUAUCCUGACCUUCGACUUCGGCUUCAACAACUCGGCACCGUCCGGCGAAGCGGAACUGGACGAACGAGCUGAGGCUCUGAUUUCCGCCGUGGAGAGUGAAUUCCACCUCAUCCUGAUCUUGGAGUACUUCGAUGAGUCUAUGGUGUUGCUCAGACACGCCCUCUGCUGGACCCUGGACGACGUCGUGUCAUUCCGCCUGAACAGCCGAAGCGAGAAAACCCGCAAAUCGCUGAGCGUGGAAAUGACCGAGCAGGUGAAGAAGUGGAGCUCGUUGGAUUGGCGACUCUACCAACACUUUAACGCAAGCUUCUGGAGGCGGAUAGAUACAUCGCUAGGGCGCACUAAGCUCCAAGAGGAAGUGGAGCUUCUCAGAGCCAGAAGGGCAGUACUGGAGAAAACCUGCCUUUCAGAGGGCGGAGCCGUGGAUCCAGCUCACGUACUUGAUUCAUCAUUGAAGCCAUUCCAGUACGGCCAAGCGGUUAUCCAGGGAUAUAACAUUCGCCCGGGAUUGGACAACGACACACACCGUUUUUGUCACAGGCUCAUCAUGCCUGAACUGCAGUACACCAGGGCUUUGUACGUUAAACAGUUCCCUGAUAUCGCUGCUAAAAAGGAUGAAGGAAAAAAGCGCCCCACCCCUGGCAAACACAUCAUAAAUGCUAAGAGGAACAGCACCAGUGCGCCUGUCACUGAGAAUCUCAACUCAACUGUACAAGUUAAUAUGCCUAUAUUAGCCAAAGACAAUAUGGAUGUUAAAGAUAAUGCUAACUCAGCUGAAGCAAAGCAACACAAAACCUAAAGACAAAUGAACCUCAACCUGACAUUAAACAACGAAAUAUGCUAAAUGUGCCUUAGCCUAUGCUGUGGAGAAGAUCUCAAUUUGUUCAAAUCCAGCAGCCAGAAAAACAAUACAAAUGAAUGUCAAAUGGUAUUUACACAAAACCGAUCAACUGUUAGUUCUUUUACUUGUGCUUAUCUUUGCACUUUGCUAGAUCAUCUCAGGUCUUAAAAUCGUGAUUAAUUUGUUAGCUAGGGGGAAUAUUUGUAAAUAUUUCACUGUUUUUCUGAAAACUAAGCACUUCGGGCUAAGUUUCAACCAUUCUUCUUCUUCUUCUUCUUGUUAUUAUUGUUAUUAUUAUGUGAACUGGCCCUAAUUCUGUAAAGAUACUGACUGUAUGUCAUUAAUGUUUUUUCAAAUCCUAAAAGCUGGUAUACAAGUAUAAGAAAUAAGAUUAUUGUUACUGUGAGAUGGUAAAUACGGGUGUAUAUCCUCUGAAUGAGAUGAUUCAGACUAAAUGUCACAAUUUAAAUGCAGAUUUUUCUAACAAGAUUCAGUUUUCUCUGGAAAGAUAAAUGUAAGGUUUAUAAACAUAGCUGAUAUGAAAUUCAAGUUUGUAAACUGGACUAAAAAAAAUUGUGAAAUAGCCUUUGGGGGCGGGGCUGUGGUAAGUGUCACUUAUGUAGAAUUUAUUUACACAUUAAUAAUAAAUCAUUUGUACUCAA
This is a messenger RNA of Ictalurus punctatus (channel catfish), 4347 nucleotides long. Its product is annotated as galactose-3-O-sulfotransferase 2. The record is from RefSeq and is a predicted model, not a curated record. Bases 2192 to 3643 code for a protein of 483 amino acids. The transcript has 5 exons. Gene Ontology annotation, molecular function: galactosylceramide sulfotransferase activity. Gene Ontology annotation, biological process: glycolipid biosynthetic process. Lineage: Eukaryota; Metazoa; Chordata; Actinopteri; Siluriformes; Ictaluridae. Gene Ontology annotation, cellular component: membrane.